Paecilomyces variotii is the source of this 1779-nucleotide messenger RNA. Its product is annotated as HAD-like domain-containing protein. The transcript is spliced from 5 exons. Gene Ontology annotation, molecular function: L-phosphoserine phosphatase activity; magnesium ion binding. The record is from RefSeq and is a predicted model, not a curated record. Gene Ontology annotation, biological process: L-serine biosynthetic process; dephosphorylation. Lineage: Eukaryota; Fungi; Ascomycota; Eurotiomycetes; Eurotiales; Thermoascaceae. The coding region runs from base 293 to 1696 and encodes 467 amino acids. Gene Ontology annotation, cellular component: cytoplasm.
GCUUUGACACAUCCUGAUCCGGUCUUCAUCGCGAAUUAUCAGGAGGCUGAGACAUGCCGUCGAGAAGCCCGCAGGUUCCUUGAUCCAUGGACGAACGACGCGUUAUCCUGAUAUCCGCCCCGCGGUCACGUGGGGCCACCCCUCCCACAGGCUUUGGGCGAUUCGAGCGCAUCUUCUCCAGCUUUUCAGGGCGACGCUGACCAGCUCAGAAGAGAGAUCCGGGCGCGAUCGGUUUCCUGCUGCCCUCGCGUCACUGCCAACCCCAUCGCUGUCGUCCCUCCUGCCGCCCAGAAUGACUACCUCCAAAACCGCUGUGCGUCCUGAGCGGCCUGUGCUGCGCCAUAGCUCUCUCUCUGGCGGCUCCUUCAUUCAGGAUCACCAGCAGUACAAACCUUCGGCUCCCGUGAGCCAAAAUAUCGGAGACGUCCUCCGGGGCCCCCGCGAUAAAUUGAUCUCCCCGCUGGUUCUCAAUUCGAAUCCGAUCAGUCCGGAUCCGGAGAAGGUCAAGGACAGUGGCAUUGUCCACAGCCUUUUUGGCCAUGUAGCGAACCCUCUCCCCGGAGGCACGCCCAAGAUUGUCGCAACCAUCUACUACAAGUCCUCGAACCCCGUCCAUCCUCAUGUCCACCCCGAUUCUGCGUCCGGGUCCAAGGAGCGACUCCCUUCCCCGCAGGUGCCCAUCGGUUCCGCGCCGACAGUCGACAUUGAGAAGCUACCGCGCGAGCCCCCUGUGCCGGAGCCGCAGCCAUUGGAUCACCUCUACGGCCCAUAUGUCUCUCAAUUGUGCCUGACCAACUUCCUCCAGAUCAUGGAAAGUCUGCAAACCCCAUACCAGCGGAUGAAUACCUCCCACCGAUGCCUCGACCGGGAGGACCAACCGCAAGUCGUAGAGGUCACCUUCUCCCCGCCACCAAACCCGGAAUAUCUGUCGUUUGAUGAUCUGCGGAAACAUGAAAGCAUCUGGCGCUUCGAGCGCGAGUGGAACGUCGAGGUGGUUCUGCAGAAGGAAAGUGUUUUCCGACGGCAUAAGCGGCUGGCGGUGUUCGAUAUGGAUAGCACAUUGAUCCAGAACGAAGUUAUUGACGAAAUCGCCAAGUUCAUCGGUGUGGAAAAGGAAGUCUCUGAAAUCACCGAACGUGCUAUGAACGGCGAACUCGACUUCUCCGCAUCUCUAAAAGCGCGUGUUGCUCUGCUGAAAGGCGUGCCCGCUGACGUUUUCGAGAAGCUGAAGUCCAUAUUGACCAUCUCCCCUGGCGCCCGCGAACUUUGCAAGGCGCUGAAAGCGCUGGGUUUCAAGAUGGCUGUUCUGAGCGGUGGUUUCCAGCCUCUUGCAGAGUGGCUUGCUGGCGAACUUGGCAUCGAUUAUGCGCAUGCAAACCAUCUCGAGGUCGACCCUGCCACCCAGACUCUGACCGGAAACCUGGUCCCCUCAUUCCCCAUCAUCGACGCGGCCCAGAAGCGCUCUCUUCUCCAGUCAAUCGCCAAGGAGAACUCGAUCCCGAUCGCCCAGACGAUGUCGGUUGGCGACGGCGCUAACGAUCUUCUCAUGCUCAAGGCCGCCGGCCUGGGAGUCGCUUGGCGCGCCAAGAGCAAGGUGCAGCUCGAGGCACCCACGCGUCUCAACGGCGAAACAAUGACCGAUCUGCUGUACCUCCUCGGUCUGAGCCAGGAUGACGUUAGAGAAUUGACUCAGUAGGACCAUUCUGGCCAGAAAGGUCUUCAGUACUGCCUGGUAAGAAAAUAGUAAAACAAAAAAAAGACCCCCGGCGACGAUCGAUG